AUGGCUUCCAACAACAAAUUAUCAGCCACCAUUUUAGUACUUUCUCUCCUUGCCUCCACAACAUUCACUGAGGCUAAUGGUUCAUGUCCUCCAUCGCCACAGCCAACGCCACCGCCUUCAUCCCAAGAUCAUUGCCCCAAUGACACCUUAAAGCUAGGGGUGUGUGCUGAUGUUUUAGGGUUGGUUAAUGUUAUUGUUGGAGAUCCUCCUUCUGGUAGUAGUUGUUGUGCUUUACUCAAAGAUUUGGUCGAUUUAGAGGCCGCAGCGUGUCUUUGCACCGCAAUUAAGGCGAAUGUGCUUGGAAUAAACUUGAAUGUACCUAUCACACUCACUUGGAUACUUAGUGCAUGUCAAAAAACAGUUCCUUCUGGUUACCAAUGUGUUUAA
This is a messenger RNA of Lathyrus sativus (Indian pea), 387 nucleotides long. Lineage: Eukaryota; Viridiplantae; Streptophyta; Magnoliopsida; Fabales; Fabaceae. The record is from the annotation of a GenBank genome assembly.